AUGCAUAAAGCAACCUUCCUGGAGCUAUGUGCUGAGCUGGCCCGCGACCUGCGGCGCAAGGACAUCAGAAUGAGAGCUGCCCUUUCGAUCCUAGAAGACUACCUUCUGGCAGAAGAUGCUCCUUUGCUGGAAGAAAUGGCGGAGGAAGAUGAGGAGAUUGACCUGUACAAUGAAAUGACAUUUGGGUUAGAUCGAGACUCCAUGGAAGAGGAAGUGGCAAAAGCCCCGGCUCCUCCAGAUAAAGGCCCCGAGCUGAGUCUUGUGAGCAAAAAUGAGGCUGCGGUGGUGGCAGCGGUAGCGGUGGAGGAUGAGGAUGAGUACAAGGUCACUGAGCAGCCUGGCCUGGGGGCAGAAGAGGAGCAGCCCAUGCUGGAGGAGAUGGAAGAGGCAGGGGAAGAAGGUGAGGCAGAGCCUGGGGCUCGGCAUGAUGACUUUGCUGACAUGGAGGAGGAGAUAGGGAUAGAUGAACAUGAGGAGGAGGAGGAGGAGGAGGAGGAAGAAGAAGAGGAGCAGCAUGAUGAGGACAAUGAGGAGCAGAAUGAUUUGGGAGACCCAGCAGUGAUGAGAGCUGUGCACAGCAAGCCCACGCUGGAGAGCCUGGACUCAGCAGUUCUCGACAGCAGGAUUGGCUCCACCUGGGGAGAGUUCGAGGGCGAUGACUUGAUGGCUGCAGAUUCAUGUGCAUGGACCUCGUCCCCAAGCAGCAUCCUGUCGCGCCACAUGCUGGAGGACAAAGCCAUUCUCCAGGCAUUGGACAGGGGCCCCCCCAUGUCGCAUAUGAACCUGGACUUCCUUGUUUCCCCAGCGCAGAGGGGAUACCUGGGCUCCCCUGGACUCAAGCGCCCAGACUUCAGAAUGAUGUCCCCGAAAUCCUUCCCUCAGCGCUUUAUGCGGCAGCAGUCUCCCAUGAUGCCCCGCUCCAUGGCCUCCUCUCGACCGUACACGCCGCCACGCAGAGCCUCGCCUCUCUUCACCCCCAAUCAGAGCUCGGGGUAUGUGUCUCCGACCCCCUUUAGGCCCAUGUCACGCAACAUCAGCACCCCAAUGCAACCCCUGGCUAUGCACUUUGGCCCCAUGUCUCCCUCUCUGGAGCCCCCUCUCUUCUUCAGUCCACCAGCCGGCUGCCAGCUGAAGUUCAGUGUGCCCAGUCACAUGACCCAGCUGCACCCUCAGCAUCAGCGGAUCCUGAAUCAGCGGCAGCAGCGAGGGCAGGCGCAGAGCAUCUCCCCCAAGAAGGCAUGGUCCCUGAAGGCGGAUCCCUAUUCUGGGCUCAUGACACGCAAGGAGAAGGAUUGGGUGAUCAAGGUGCAGAUGAUACAGUUGCAGAGUGAGAAUCCUCACCUGGAUGACUACUAUUACCAGGCCUAUUACCACAGGCUGGAGCGGAAGCAGGCCGAGGAGGAGCUACUUGGAGGGCGCAACAAGCAGGAGCCCCCUAAGCUGGUCACACCGUACAUCCAGAAGAUGGAGAUCUAUGAUUCUGUGGUGCGGAUUGCAGGCUCGCUGGGCCAGGUUGCUGUGUCCACGUGUUACAGCCCCCGCAGGGCAAUCGACGCUGUGCACCACGCCCUGCAGGAGGAGGCUGCGGGGAACCAGCGACUUCGGGCACUGCACAGAAUCGAGAAGAUGUUCCUGCAGCUGCUGGAAGUGGAGGAGACUCAGCGAAAGAUGAGCCUGCUCCCUGAAGAGCAGCACCCUCGUUUCCAUGAGAAGAAGAGCCAUGAAGUGGGUCGCAUCUACCAGGCCCUGAAGAUCAGGGCAUGCGACAGUGAGGAGGAGGCGGAAGACGAGUUCCUGCAGGUCCUAUGUGUGCGGAAGGGGAAGAAACUGACCGCGCGGCUGCUGCCGCACCUGGCACGGGAGCAGGCAGAGAAGAUCCUGGUCACUGUCACCCGCCACCUGCCUUUCCUCAUGAGGAAGGACGUGCUGGAUGAGUCCCUGCCUGUCCUGUAUGGCCCCCUCAGCGAGAUGGUGGGCCGGAUGACCUUCAGCGAGCUCAUCGAGGUCCUGCAGGAGCUGACCAGGCCGCUGGCUGGCUCCACCGAGCUGCCGCUCACCAUGACCUUUAAGAAUCAGUUUGGGAUCUCGCUCCUGUACGCCCUGCUGAGUCACGGCGAGAGGCUGCUCUCCUCCGACAUGCCACUGGAGCCACACAGCGGGGACUUCGAGAAGUGGACGGACACUGUGUUCCUGGUUGCCAGGGAGCUGUCCCAAGUGCCCAAGACCGCCCUGGUGGAGCCUCUCUUCCUCCCCAGCAACCUCCUAUCUUUGUUCUGCCGCUACCUGGACAAGCAGACCAUCCACCACCUGGAGGCCAAGAUGGAGUGCUCCCCUCUGCCCUCGGAGGCUGCCAUGCCAUGCUGAGACCUCCCAGCCCUGGGAAGUGGAUGAGACCAGCUUCCUGGGCAGCAGUGCCCAUCUUUUCUGAGACGCACAAGCAGGGGACAUCACCUUGUGACUUUGUUUCCAAAUCAGACACUAUCCCCGGCACAAGGGGACUUCGUGUUUUUUGCCCCAGCACCGGGAGGAGCGAGACUCAGGGUCUGAUCACAGCCCUCUCCAGCGCUGGUGUCUGGGGGCACAGCACAAGGGACACGGGUAACUUAUUUGGGCCUCGCCCCGCAGAGGCAAGCACUGGAGCACAGCGGGCACAAGGCAGAUCUGUACAGUGGGCACGGGGAGCACCUGGUGGCGGGCAAUUGAGGUUGACUGUGUACAGCACUCGCUAAAAUAAAGGCGAUUAACAAGACCCCUUGGCCUCGGUAUGUGAAGUCUCCAGCUUGGGCAAGCCCCCAGGGUUCUGUGAACAAGGAGUUGGAGUCACAGGGCAUGGAAGUGCAGCCAAGAGACCACAUGCUCCCACCAAGCUCCUGGCACAUGGCUCCUCAGCAGCUGCUCCGUCACACACCUUCUCUGUUUGGGCACAGCUCUGGUGUGUGCAGCCCCCACAGAGAACCUUCCUGGGCCAAACCGCAACAGUUUUGUGUGUCGGCAUGGAGUGGGGCAUGUGGAUAGACUGGCUGCCCGAGCUCCAGGCUCUGCAAAUGACCGAUCUAACUCCUCUCUCUCGGAUGCAGCACCGAGGCAGGCGCACAGAAUGCCAGCUUAUGUUGAGUGGUCUGUUUGGGGUCAGCCUGGAGAACAAUCAGUGAUGGAAAACUCCCAUGCCCCAUCUACUCUGGACACAACAAUGAGCUGCCACUCUCAGGUUUCCUGUCAUCCUAAUGGGAUAGUCCCUCCUCACUACCUGCAUGCUCUGAUCAACUGGGAAUUAGUUAAUGAUGCUGGCAGUUUAAAGGUGAUCAUUAGGCUUCAGAGACAGCUAUCCAGGGAGCUGAGUAGAAGCAGUUCAGAUGUGUCCCAAACUUACUGUCGCAGGCUGUUUGCAGAC
Messenger RNA from Caretta caretta (loggerhead turtle), 3391 nucleotides. RefSeq names its product PAT1 homolog 2 (gene PATL2). Gene Ontology annotation, cellular component: P-body. Gene Ontology annotation, molecular function: RNA binding. NCBI's taxonomy places the organism in Eukaryota, Metazoa, Chordata, Testudines, Cheloniidae. The record is from RefSeq and is a predicted model, not a curated record. Gene Ontology annotation, biological process: deadenylation-dependent decapping of nuclear-transcribed mRNA; P-body assembly.